CACAAAUACUAUAGUUUUGCAAUGUGGAGCCUAUAAAUUUGAGCUUCUCUAGUAUCACUUGAGCAUCACUUAAUCAAAUUAAUUAAGCUUAAAAUCUUCAGUAACUAGCAAGAAAAUGAAGGGAGUGGUGGUACAGAUUUUGCUUGCUGUGGCCAUUGUUGAAAUAAUGAUGGUACCGGGUCUGGCCAUAGAUUGUGCGCAAGUGAAUUUUUCACUGGCGACUUGUAUUCCUUUCCUGACAGGAAUUGAGGCUUCUCCUUCUCUGGCGUGUUGUGCCGGAGUCAGGAGUUUGAAAACGCUUGCGCCAACUCCGGAAGAUAGGAGAGUUGCCUGCGAAUGUGCUAAGGCGGCCGCGGUUCGCUACCCUAGUCUAAAAGUUGAUGCCGCGUCUUCCCUUCCAAAGAAGUGUGGAGUUGAUAUUAACAUCCCCAUCUCUAAAACUACUAACUGUCAGAGCAUCAACUAAUUAAGAGGGAUUGCCUAUCAGAGAAGCCAGAAAUAAAGCAUUAGGAGAAUCUUCAAAUUGCUGCCAUCUAUCUCCAUUUUGUACUUCAAAUACUAUAAUAAAAGAGUUUGUAUGUACAAAGCUGCAAUAUCUUGGUUUUAAUGGAGGCAUAUAUUUCAGAUCAAUAAUUUCAUAAUCAACUAGCACGUAUAUAUAAGCAUACAACUGUUGAAGCAAAAUAAACCCAGUAAUUAAAUUUUCGAGUAAUUAACUUUUCAGAAAGUACAUAUAAUUAUACAACAAGUGACGCCAAAAUCUUGUGUUAAAGCACUGCAAAGCAAUAUAAACACAUAUGUUCACGUAAGGGCAGAUCCCAUAG
Mercurialis annua (annual mercury) is the source of this 824-nucleotide messenger RNA. RefSeq names its product non-specific lipid-transfer protein A-like. The record is from RefSeq and is a predicted model, not a curated record. The transcript is spliced from 2 exons. Bases 116 to 466 code for a protein of 116 amino acids. Gene Ontology annotation, biological process: lipid transport. NCBI's taxonomy places the organism in Eukaryota, Viridiplantae, Streptophyta, Magnoliopsida, Malpighiales, Euphorbiaceae. Gene Ontology annotation, molecular function: lipid binding. Gene Ontology annotation, cellular component: membrane.